AUGAGCACCACCACGGUUCCUCUUCUCCAACAGCAACACCUAGGGAACUCCGAAUCUGAUGUGGCAGCAUGGAAUUCGUCGCCCGUGCCCUCCGCCGGCCGUCAGUCGCAGCGGUUGCGGGAGGUCGGGCGCGUGCACUGGCGGGCGGAGCGCGGCGGACUAGCGGGAACCCGGAAGGUUCCGGAAGGGAAGGGAGGGGAAGGGGAAGGGGAAGGGGAGGGGGAAGGGGAAGGGAAGCGGGAAGUGGAAGGGGAGGGGGAAGGGGAAGGGGAGAGGGAAGGGGAAGGGGAGAGGGAAGGGGAAGUGGAGCGGGAAGGGGAAGGGGAGAGGGAAGGGGAAGUGGAGAGGGAAGGGGAAGGGGAGAGGGAAGGGGAAGUGGAGAGGGAAGGGGAAGGGGAGAGGAAAGAGGAAGUGGAGAGGGAAGGGGAAGCGGAGAAGGAAGGGGAAGGGGAGAGGGAAGGGGAAGGGGAGAGGGAAGGGGAAGGGGAGAGGGAAGGGGAAGGGGAGAGGGAAGGGGAAGGGGAGAGGGGAGGGGAAGGGGACGAGGGAAGCGAUCAUAGCUUCACCAUUGCAGCAGUCGCGGAUGAUACAGUUGGCAUGGAAGUGGUUAGUUCGCAUGGAGGAGACGACAGUCUUGGCGACGAUGGUGAUGGCCAGGGGCGCUAUGGUAUAGACCUGGAGCCAGGGGGGUGUGAAGGGAGUGGGGAGGCGGAAGUGAGGGAGGCGGAAGUGAGGGAGGCGGAAGUGAGGGAGGCGGACGUGAGGGAGGCGGAAGUGAGGGAGGCGGAAGUGAGGGAUGCGGAAGUGAGGGAGGCGGACGUGAGGGAGGCGGAAGUGAGGGAGGCGGACGUGAGGGAGGCGGACGUGAGGGAGGCGGACGUGAGGGAGGCGGACGUGAGGGAGGCGGACGUGAGGGAGGCGGACGUGAGGGAGGCGGACGUGAGGGAGGCGGACGUGAGGGAGGCGGACGUGAGGGAGGAGCGUGGAAGUCAAGAAGACGGAGUUGGGUCAUGGCAAGAUGAGGGGCAGAAUGCGAGGGGUUUUGGAGAAGUAGUUGUGUGCUCACCUGCUGGUUCCGCUCCUGCUGGCCUGUCUUCCGGCCAGCCCACUGUGAGAAGCUCAAUUGUACAUGCACAUGCACAUGCACUUGCACAGGGCUCCCCCCCCACCCGCCCACCUGCCAUCCCGCACUUACCCCAUCCCAUGCCACCUCCUUCCACUCUGUUGCAUGCGGCAUCAUCACCUCUUGUGUCACCUUCUACUAGCCCCGAUUCUCUCCUUACUACUGUUCCCCUUGCCGCCUCCAUUCCGCCUACUCCGCGUACUCCUAUUUCUCCUAUCUCUCCUAUUUCUCAUAUUUCUCCUUUGGCUCCUAUAUCUCCUAGUCUUUUGACGCCGUCCCUACUUUCCCGUCCACCACCUUCGGCUCCCUUCCUGCAACCAUCAGCACCGCAUACCCACCCACCUUCACCCUUUUCAAGCCCAUCUGCACCACUCCCUCACCCAGCUGCACCGCACUCACCGCACAGCAGCAGCAGCGGCAGAGGCUCGUUGGACCUCAACCUGCCGCCGUCUGCUGCAGACAACAUUGACUCGUCAUGGCUCCAUGCUCCUAAAGGCAAGCGCAGGAACCGGAGCAAGGGGCAGGACGGCUGCAACGGCUGCAUGGGCGGGCUGUCCUCCCCUUCACCCAUGCACCACCCUCCUCCUGCUUCUCCUGCUCCCGCUCCUCCUGCUCCUAUUCCUCCUGCAACUCCUGCUCCUCCUGCCCUGCAUGCAUCCCCUGCCUCUUCUCCGCUGUCUCCCCCUCCUGCUGCUGUGCUGUCGCCGCCUGCUGCGUCCCCCUUCCACACAGCGGAGCGUCAUGCCAACUCUCCUCCUGCUCACAACACCCCCACGCCCCUUCUCUCCACGCCCACCCAGCAGAGGACUGCUUUCUCCCCACCCACUUUCCCUGCAACUCCUCCAUCACUCCUUCCUCGUCCCUCUGCCACUUUCUUCUCCCCCUCCACUACUCGCACGCCUUGCUUCUCUCUCCCACCCGCUGUCAUCGGCUCCCCUCUGCGUCCUCUCAGAAUCGGUCACCUUUUCUUCCCUUCUCCCAACGCCGCCCCCACUACAACUGCCACUAGCACUGCCACUGCCACUGCCACUGCCACUGCCGCUACCACCACCAACCCUUGGGCCUCUGCUGCCGCUUGCGUCACCAAAUCAGCUAUCCCAACGUGGAACAACCGUGAUGCGCAUACAGGGGGAUGCCCUGUGAAUAGCUCAUGUGCUCCUGCUGCUGCUGCUCCUGCUAAUGCUACUGGUGCUCCUGCUGCUGGUGCUGGUGCUGGUGCUGGUGCUGGUGCUGCUGGUGCUGCUGCUGCUGCUGCGGGUGUGGGAGUAAGCAUGGGGAUUUGUGAUCUGGAUAAUGAGGAUGCUUUGGAGAAUGUGCCUUUAGCCAUACGUUGGCUAUCACAGCAAGGCAGAAAGCGCGGGGGAUGCGAUGGGGAGGAGGACGAUAGUGAGGGGGAGAAGGGGAAGGGAGACGAUGAGAUGGGGGGCGGGAGCGAGGACGGGGAGGAGAGCAACAACAGAGAAGAAGGGGUUCUGGGGAAUGGCGGUGGUGGCAAGGAGGCAGAAGCAGCUAAUGGAAACGGCAAGUCUACUCAGCAGGGCCUUGGUUCCUCCCAGGCAUCUCAUAAGCACAAAUCUUCUCAACGGCGAGGGAAGAAGGCAGGAGAAGGAGGAGGUAGUGGAAGAGGGGAAGGGGUGGGGUCGGGAGGCAAGAAGGGGACAGCUGGAGUUCAAGGGCGUGGAGAAGACUUGGAGGGCGUGGGAGGAGAUGGGAACGGGAAGGAAGGCAAAGGGAAGCUGAAGAGGAAGCGGCACCCGCGGCCUAAAGUGGUACGGGAUGGUGGGAUGGGGGGGGGAGGUGCAGGCGGAGGUGCAGAUGUAGGAAGAGGAGGAGGAGAUGGGAAAAAAAAGGGUGACGCUGGGAACGGGAAUGUGAGGAAUGGGGCUGAUAGAACGGGGGGUAAUGGAGACUCGGGUGGGAUGGUUGAUGGGAAGAAGAAAGGUGGGGGAGGGAAGAAGGGGCAGGCAGGUGCAAGGGAACCAGGGGGUGAAGGGAGUGGGGGCGGAGGAGGGAAUGGAGGGGAUGGGGCAGUGCGUGUUGGCGUGAAGGGGAAUGGUGCAUGCAGUGGCGGAGGAGGAUAUAUAGGCGUGGCAACAGCUGCUGCUGCUGCUGCUGCUGCUGCAGCUGCUGCCGGUGCCGCUGCUGCCGCCGUCGCUGCCGCCGCUGCUGCUGCCGCCGCUUCUGUCGCCGCUGCCGCCGCGGCCGCUGCUGCUGCUUCUGCCUCUGUUGCUGCCGGUGCUUCUGCUACCUCUGGCGAUGCUGCAAUGGACGGCCAUGCGUUUCGUCCUCCCCUGCAUCCGUCCACACCACUCCCCGCUUCUGCAUCCGUGCACUUGCAGCAUUCACAACAACAAGUGCUGCAGCUGUCGCAACAGCAGGUGUCCCAGCAGCAAGUAUCGCAGCAGCAGCAGCAGCAGCAGCAGCAGCAGCAGCAGCAGCAGCAGCAGCAGCAGCAGCAGAGGUGGCAGCAGCAGGGGUGGCAGCAAGUCGUGGUCUCAAGGCAGCUGAUGCCACAAGUCGUGGCGGCAUUGCAAGAGAGAGUGGCAACCUCAUUCACCACCCAGCAUGCUCCACCUAUCCCUGCACCACUGCAAGGCCCAAUCCGCAUUCCUGCGAACCUGUUGCUAAUCCCAUCCCACAUGCCCUCUGCACCCCCCUGUGCCACAGUCAGGCAAAACACUGCAUGCACAGCUCAUGCUGCUCAUGCUGCUCAUACUGCUCGCACCGCUCGUGCUCGCACUGCUUGCACAAAUCGUACAAAUGGUAUAGAUUGUACAGAUGCAACAGAUCGUACACAUUGUGCAGAUGGUAUAGAACGUACAUCAACCCUUGCUCUUCGCCCCGCACUCGCUGCCACACCCACUUGUGCCAAUCGCUCUCCCCUGCCACCACCCCCUGUGCUCUCUUGCACUCUCGCCUCUCCUGCUGCCUCUCCUGCUCUCCAUCAUCCUGUUGCUGCCUCUCAGGCCUCCGCCCCUGCUCACUCUUCUCCUUUCUCAAGCUCAAAUGCCGUGCACCAGACUCCUGCCCCUUCAAUCCCUACCGCUGAUCCCCCUCCCCUCCGCUGCAACCCUCCACUAGCUCACCAACCCCUCGAUUCUCCACGCCUUCCCACAUUCCCUUCUGCUUCCGAUUCCUUUCAGUCCCCUCCAUUUUCUCCCCCAUCCCACUCUCUACAUCCUCCGCCAAGGCGAGAGCUCUUCUCCUCCUCCUCCUCCUCCUCUUCCACCUGUACUGAAAAGCUUCUGUACAAGCCACAAUCAACGCAUCUCCCACGUCACAACCCAUCUCUCCCACACCCCCUCCGUUCCUCUGCCUGCACUACUACCAACGCCUCCCGUGAUUGCCUCUCCCCUCGCACACCGCACACUGCAAGUCCUGCUGCCCCUCACACCACAACUACCCACAAUACCCCAUUCCGGCACCCUACGCAACUCCCUUCGUCUCUGUCCCCCCUUCGCCUUCCUCCUCUUCCUCCUCCCCCUGCUGUCGAUCCUGUGCUUCCUGACUCAUCCAGUCAACCCCCCCCCACCCUUGAAGGCCCCUCCACACCUCUUUCUUUCCCCUCACGCCUUCCUUCCGUUGCCAUUGCUCCUCAGAACGCCCCUCGCGCCCCAGCUCCUCCCUUCAUGCUCAACUCUCUUAUUCCUCCUCGCCCUCCUUUCAAUCCCCAUGCUCCCUCAUUGCUACCCCUACUUUCCACUCCCCCGCUGCCAUCGCCACUGCCUGUACCUUCACCCACCCUUGUGCUUACCUCAGCAGCUCAAUCGUUCCUUUCAAACCUGCUCCCAAGCCUACCUUCGCACCUCCCUUCACGCCUCCCUUCACAUCUACCCGCACACCUCACCCUGCAUUCGUUCACCGCAGGAUUCGCUGCCGGUGCACUAGCAGCACAUUCCCAGCUGCCGCAUUCAGCAGCAGCAGCAGCAGCAGUGGCUCAUGCAGUCCAGAAACCCUUGGCACCACCAGCAGCAGCAGCACAUGGCAGCAAGGCGCCGACAGUGCCCGCCAGUGGCCCAGGCAGCAAGGCGAUGGCAUUGCCUGACAAUGUGACAUGGGUGGGAGAGAGGUUGAGAGUGGUUGAGAGGGUGGAAGUUGACAGAGAGGUCAGAUCCUCAGUUCCUGUGGCUGGUGCCGUGAUUGGUAGGGUAGGGACGAGGGAUGGGAGGCACAUGGGCGAUGGGAUGAUGCAAUCAGGAAGCCGACUGCAGGUGGUAGGUCAGGUGGGAGUGGCACCAGGACAAGGCGUGCAAGUGGAUCCUUCCACUGCUACUGCUGCUGCUGCUGCCGCUGCUGCUGUAGGUGUUUCUGCUGUUUCUCCUGCUACAGCACCUCCUGCUAUUGCUGCCACCCCGGCUGCACAUGUGCACGCUCUCUCACCCAACACACCAGCACCCCAAGCAUCAAAACCCCAGGCAGCUGCAGCAGCAGCAAGGGCAGCAGCAACAUCAACAGCAGCAGCAGCAGCAGCAGCAUCCCCUGCUCCUGCGUGCAUGCAGCUAGCAGUGCGUGCAACUCUACCCAUGCAGCCCACCCGGAGCAAGCCCAAACCCGGCAAGGCCACACACGCGCGCCCAAGAGUGCAGUUUGACUCAGAAACAGAGGGGCAGAGGGGCAGCAAGGCGGUGCCUGUGGGCAUGUUGGAGUGGGCGGAGGCGCUGGAGGGGCCGGAGAGGGACAAGUGGAGCGAGGCACAGAGACAGCUGAGGGAGAACGUGGAUGUGUUCAUUCGGCGCAUGCGCUUCGUGCAAGCCGCAGCUGAGGAGAAUGUUGAUGUGUUCAUCCGGCGCAUGCGCUUCGUGCAAGGUGUGUGGGGCAGUGGGAGGAUGGGAUGGUGGGUGGGAGGUUGCGCUGUAGGGAAGGAAAGAGAGAAUGGUGGCGAGAUCGCAGGAGAGGCCGCAGGGAAGGAUGUGGGGUUGCUGGCUGCGCUCUGCUCUGCUGUGGAGCAGUUAUCGCUGAAAGACAGCGCUCUGUCCCCUCACUCUCACCAGCGCCACAAGGAUGGAAGAGGUAGCAAGGGCGACGGGGAUGGUUGGCGGCUAGGUGAACGAGGCGAUGCAGUGAAGAGUGGAGCAGUGAAGACGAAGACACUGGUUGAAGUGCUGGCACAAGGUGGAGAGUCGGUGAUUCGAGGGCAGCAAGGGGUGCCGGGGAUUGUUGAGAAUCCUCCAAACACUCCUGCAGAUGAAGCAGUGAAGAUGAAGACACUUGUUGAAGUGCUGGCACAAGGGGAAGACUCGGUGAUUCGAGCGCAGCAAGGGGUGCCGGAGAUAGUUGAGAACCCUCCAAACACUCCUGCAGUUGCAGAUGCAGCAGAGAAGGUGAAGCCAUUGGUUGAGGUGCUGGGACAAGGCACAGACACAGUGAACCCAGCAGGGCAGCAGGGCGUGCUGGAACUGGAAGAAUCGUGUUUUGAGUCGACUCAAAACACGGCGCAAGGCAAAGACACAGUGAACCCAGGACAGCAAGGCGUGCUGGAACUGGAAGAAGGUAGUAAGGGCACGUGGACUGCACUUGAAUACACCGCACGGGCAGUGCGAGAGGAGAAGGCUGGUGGGUUUAAGGUGUCCGGUGGGAAAAAGGGGGCGCUGCAGCAGCAGCAGCAGCAUGAGCAGCGGGUGCGGGAGUGGGAGGAGAUGCGGCAGCAGGUGCUGGUGAGGAUGAGGCGGGAGGAGAGGAGGAGGGAGAGUGAGAGGAGGGAGGCGGAGGAUUAUGGGAUGAGGUUCGAGGAGGUGCCUUGUGUGCGCGUGGUUGAAGUGGUGGAGUUGGUGUCAGGGGAGGGUGUGGUGGGGGGUGAGGGUGUGGUGGUGGGUGAGGAGGCAUGCUUGGUUGUGGGAGAAGCAGAAGAAGCGGGGGACGUGACAGGUGUAGGAGGAGUGGUAGGAGUUGCAAUGGAGAUGGAUGUUAGGGGGGGUGAAGAGGGAAGUGGUGAUGCGACGAGAUUGGAGGGUGAUGAGGUUAGGGCAAGACUGGAAGGCACAGGAAAAUUAAGCUCUCCUGACGCGUCUACAGACACAGCACGGCUCGCUCAGUCUCAAGUGGCUGCUGAUCAUUACUUGCAUAACCCAUGCUCUCCUGACUCGGCUACAAACACAGCACGGCUCGCUCAGUCUCGAGUGGCUGCAUGCACUGCCUGUCAGACUCGCACAACUCGCACAGUCAGUCCGCCGUUUCCCCUCCGCUCCUUCACCCUCCCUCCCUCCGCCCUUUACUUGUUGCCCUUUACUCUGGAGUUCCUGGUGAGCAUCCGGGGCAUGGGGCUCAAGAGCACUGAGUGCAUCCGCCUCCUCUGCUUGCGCCACCUCGCCUUCCCAGUGGACACCAAUGUGGGGCGCAUAUGUGUGCGCCUGGGGUGGGUGCCCCUGGAGCCCCUGCCGCACGACUUGCACCUUCACCUGCUGGAGCAGUACCCAGUUCAGGAGAGUCUACAGCGGUACCUGUGGCCACGGCUAUGCGGCAUGACGCAAGAGAUGCUCUACGAGCUUCACUACCAUAUGAUCACCUUCGGAAAGGUGUACUGCACGAAGCGCAGCCCCAACUGCAUCGCGUGUCCCAUGAAGGACAAGUGCCAGCACUUCAACAGCGCCCUCAAUGCCAACCGCCCUCUUCUGACGUCAGCCCCUCAAGGCAACACCAGCCGCAGUGCUGGUGAAGCGGGAGGCACACCGGGGGCCAGGAGGGGAGCAGCCGGGGGGGUUAACCAGGGGAUGAGCGGCAGUGGGACGGUGAGAGGCAGUGGAGCAGUUAAUACUGGUGGUGUGUUGACUGUUGGGGGUAGAGGGGGUGCGAGGGCUGAAGGGGCAUCACCUGCUGCUGCUUCUGCUGCUUCCAGAGCAGCGGCCGCAGCAGCAGUCACUGAGCAUGGUUGGGGUGCCUCAGCCAGCAGGAGUGGAAGCAACGUGGUGAGGAAGUUCAGAACUAUGACACAGCUGCUUCAUGCGCAGUGCCCGCAACAGGAGCAGCAGCAGUUGCAGCAGCAGCAGCAGCAGCAGCAGCAGCAGCAGCAGCAGCAGCCACAGCAGAAGCCAUGUGUUGUGUGCCAUUCAGAAGCCUCAGUUACUGCCGGAACAGCUGGAGGGAGACCAACAGCGUUGCUACUGAAUGCACAGGCAACAGCUGCAGCAACACCAGCAGCAGCAGCAGCAGCAGCAGCAGCAGCAGCAGCAGCAGCAGCAGCAGCAGCAGCAGCAGCAGCAGCAGCAGCAGCAGCAGCAGCAGCAGCAGCAGCAGCAGCAGCAGCAGCAGCAGCAGCAUCAGCAGCAGCAGCAGCAGCAGCAGCAGCAUCAGCAGCAGCAGCAUCAGCAGCAGCAGCAGCAUCAGCAGCAUCAGCAGCAUCAGCAGCAGCAAAUCAUUUUCCCCAAGCUGGACCAUCUGCAAUGCACGUCAUUCCUCCUCUGCAGAUAGCACUCAGGAAGCCUGGUCCUUACGCUCAGGUAUCACCUGCCCAGUUGGUGCCUAGCAAUGCCAUAGCAGGUGAUGUGAGUGGGUGCAGUGAGGGAAGCGGGCAGGGACUCCCAAGCACGGUGGAGGGCCCCCGACUCAGUGGCGAAAUGGAAAGACAUCCAAGGGAGCAGGAAGUCAGAGAGAACAACAGCGUCGUAUCACCUGAGAAGGAGGGUGGCGAUGCAGCAGGUGGAAGGACCAAUGGCCGGAAAUGGGCUGCAAAGGAGGGCAGUGGGGGAAUGUGGCAUACUAAGGAGUUGGAUUCGCGCGAGUGGGUUAUGUCCAGUGCGGUGCCUGUGGUGGAAGAACCAGGCAGCCCUGUUUCAGAGGCGCCUCAAGACAUGCCUGAAAAGAGCACUAAGGACCAGGUGCCUCAGAAAUUGCCUGUGUUUGAGGAGCAAGGCAGCCGAGAACGGUACAGAGUGGUAGGAGGAGGCAAGCGGGGUGCUGUGAGGGUUACGGGCAGGGGUGGAGGGGAUGGGGAGAGAGGCAGGAUGGUGGUUGUGGGGGACGGGAUGAAGGGAAGCGAGGAGGGGGCACUUGAUCAUGAAGCAUCUUGCGGUGGGGAUGAGGAUGAGGAUGAGGACAGGAGCAGGGCGGUGGUGCUGAUACCAGAGGACGUGGCAGCGUGCAUGCGUCCCCCGCCUCUCAAGGCUGCUCAGCGCCUGCGCACUGUGCACUGCGUGUGA
Closterium sp. Naga37s-1 is the source of this 9255-nucleotide messenger RNA. The record is from the annotation of a GenBank genome assembly. Lineage: Eukaryota; Viridiplantae; Streptophyta; Zygnematophyceae; Desmidiales; Closteriaceae.